This is a messenger RNA of Meloidogyne enterolobii, 1008 nucleotides long. The record is from the annotation of a GenBank genome assembly. Lineage: Eukaryota; Metazoa; Nematoda; Chromadorea; Rhabditida; Meloidogynidae.
UUCGAUUUGUUAGCACACUUAAAAAUGAAACCUCUUUCAUUAAAAGGACAUGGACGUCCAAUAACCCGUGUACGUAUUAAUCAAGAGGGGGAUAUUCUUUUUUCUUCUGGAAAGGAUAAACAUAUUUGUGUGUGGUAUACUGAAAAUGGGGAAAGAAUUGGUACUUAUGAAGGGCAUACUGGUGUUGUUUGGGAUGUUGAUGUUAGUUGGGACACUAAAACACUUGUAUCUGCUUCUGGUGAUCAGCAUAUGAUGGUUUGGGAUGUUGAAACGGGCGCCCAAUUAAAUGAUAGUGAAGUUGGCUCAGUUGUUCGUUCAAUUGGCCUUUCAUAUAGUGGAAAUUUAGCUGUUUUGUCUACACAAAAAGCAAUUUCAAAUAGGGCCGGUGUUUUUGUUCAAGAUCUUCGGGAAUUUAGUAAAAAAUUCGAACCGACUUUACGUAUUGAAAUUGAUCAACCUAGCAGUACUUGUCUUUUUUCACAUUUGGAUGAUACUAUAAUUCUUGGUACUCAAAAUGGUCAAUUGCAUUUGUACGAUUUACGCCAGCCAAAUGAUGCAAAGGAUUUUAGUAGUCCUCAUAAUUUUCCAAUUAAUGAAUUGCAAAAAUCUGUGGACGAAACUUUUUUGAUUUCUUCAUCAAAGGAUAAAACUGCACAGUUACAUGAUUCCCGUACAUUACAACAAUUGAAGAAAUACAAAUCAACUCGCCCAGUAAAUUCUGCCGCAAUUUCACCAACUAGAGACCAUAUAAUUUUGGGAGGUGGGGAAGAAUCUGUGAAUGUUACGAUGACAUCAACUUCUUCUGGACAAUUUGAGGCAAAACUGUAUCAUAUGAUUUUUGAAGAGGAAUUUGCGCGGUUUAAAGGGCAUUUCGGUCCAAUUAACUCAAUUACUUUUGAUCCAACAGGGGAUAUUGUUGUCUCCGGUGGUGAGGAUGGUUAUGUACGUAUUCAAGAAUUAGAUCAAAGCUAUAAGGAUUUUGAAUUUGAUAUUGGGGUUAAUGCUUAA